Molecule: messenger RNA, 912 nt
Organism: Drosophila miranda
Lineage: Eukaryota; Metazoa; Arthropoda; Insecta; Diptera; Drosophilidae
Exons: 1
Coding region: 142-885 (247 amino acids)
Source: RefSeq, a predicted model, not a curated record
GUCAUUGUAGAUCAAUUGUGUAUCUCAAAAUUUCCCAAGUAGUAUCCCCCAUAGCCAAAAUCAAAUAAUUGGGCCAAAUUUCAGUGUAUGUUUGGUCAUUAUUAAGUGUGUUGUAUCUCCGUUGCAACAGAAGGCAGAACGAUGUCCAACCAGAAACAGACCAAGACACAGGCUCCGAUCCAGACCCUGGCCCAGGUUCAAGAGGCGGACAAGCGGUUAACAGACGAAGAGGCGCGCCGCCAUCGUGCGAAAUUGCGAUUCAGCUACGGUAAUAUGAUUUCCAAUGCAAAUCUGAAUCGCAUGCGCAACCGGCUGAGCGCCGCCGUGACAGAGGCGGGACCCACAGCAGCGGUAUCAGCAGCAGCAGCAGCAGCACCAGCAGUUGUUGUAUCAGAAGGAGACGGAGCAGCUAAAAAAGUAUCCUCGGCGGGAGCACCAGAUACAACACUGCGUCGCAUCGCCUCCACUUUCGAGCAUGUGUGCAAUGUGAAAGCCGGCUGUUGCGAGGCCCAGCCCCACGAGGACACCGACGCGGAUGGGCGCGAGGAGCGGGCCGAGGUGCUAAUUUGCAGUCAGAUGAUGCCCCAGGCACCAUCCCUAUCCGUUCUGUCGCCUGUACCAGAACCACAGAAGAAGAAGGAUCUUCCGCUUGACAGCAGCCACUUGGACGGCUUCUAUUCAAGGCCAUUGGGCGAGUCGCGUGCCAUCGAACGCUGGCAGCAGCUGAGCAGCACGGUGACGUCUCUGUUCAGUGCCCGCCGCUUCAGCGAUGACUCGGAGUCGCCUGUGGCCAAGACGCGACGCCUACGCGAACAGCGGGAAAUGCUACAGAUCUUCACUAGACCCUUCCUCAUGGAUCAACAGAAGCGGGAAUUCAGAGAUUGAGAAAGAAGAGAUUGAGGAAAAGACGAG